GCAGCCGCCAGAAGCGGAAGUGGCGGUGCGGACAGCUGGGUUUCCGGUUCGGUUGGGUUUGGUCCGGGGAGUGAGCGGAGAGGACGGAGGGACCCCCCAGCACCAUGGCGGUGUCCGAGGCCCAGCUCAAGAAGAUGCUGAUCAAGUACAAAUACAGAGACUUAUCGGUACGAGAAAUUCUUAACGUCACCGGACUGUACAGAGAUCUCAAACCAACGCUUGACUCCUAUGUGUUCAACGACGGCACCUCCAGAGAACUGCUGAGCCUCGCUGGGACCAUUCCUGUCGCAUACAAGGGUAACACAUACAAUAUUCCAAUAUGCCUGUGGCUGCUGGACACCUACCCCUACAACCCUCCCAUCUGCUUUGUGAAACCCACCAGCACCAUGACCAUCAAAACCGGGAAGCACGUGGAUGCCAAUGGCAAGAUCUACCUCCCAUAUCUGCAUGAGUGGAAGCAUCCUCCAUCGGACCUCCUCGGCUUAAUCCAGAUCCUGAUUGUUGUGUUUGGUGAGGAGCCUCCAGUGUUCUCUCGAUCGUCUGCACCAGCGCCAUACAUGUAUCCAGCACAGGGACCCCCUAACACCUCAUACAUACCCGGCUCUAUGCCCCCAUAUCCUGCAGCUGGUCACCCGUCCAACCCCAGUGGCUAUCCUGGUUUCUACCCCCCUGGCGGACAAUACCCACCUACUUCUGGCCCCGGGAUGUUUCCCCAGCCCCCUGCACCUCACCCUCAGGUCACCAGCUCUGGUCCAGCCAGAGAUGGCACCAUUGGCGAGGACACCAUCCGAGCCUCCCUCAUUUCAGCCGUUAGUGACAAGUUAAGAUGGCGGAUGAAGGAGGAGAUGGAUCGCGCACAGGCGGAGCUCAACGCAUUGAAACGCACAGAAGAAGAUCUGAAGAAAGGACACCAGAAGUUGGAGGAGAUGGUCACUCGGCUAGACCAGGAAGUGACGGAAGUAGACAAAAACAUCGAGACCCUGAGGAAGAAAGAUGAGGAACUGGGCGCCGUGGUGGAGAAAAUGGAGAGCCAAUCAGAAUACAGAGACAUUGAUGAGGUCAUUGUGCCAACCGCCCCCCUCUACAAGCAGAUCCUGAACCUGUAUGCGGAGGAGAACGCCAUAGAGGACACCAUCUUCUACCUGGGGGAGGCGCUCCGGAGAGGCGUCAUUGACUUGGAUGUGUUCCUGAAGCACGUCCGGCUUUUGUCCCGAAAGCAGUUUCAGCUCCGAGCGCUGAUGCAGAAAGCCAGGAAGACGGCGGGGCUGAGUGACCUUUAUUAACAUUCAGCAUCAUGACCCCUCCCCCACUCAUAUUUUUCCAUAUCAUAUUUUUAUUGUUUUCUCCGUUUUUUUUUUUUUGUUUUUUUUUUCAAAUCAUUAGAGAUUUCGGUUAAAUUAUUCUUACUGUUAAAAAAAAGAAUAAAAAAAAGCAAAAAAAUAUAAAUUCAACAUUUUAGUUUUCUUGGUAUAAAUAAGGACGCCGUCUCGGAUCGAUGCACUUUUGUCUUUGGUUUAGACUGAGCCCUUGGAGAGGGGUGAAUGGUAGCAGGCAGUAUUGGGGUCUAUAGUGUGAUCGGCCCUGGCGGCGGCGGCGCUGUGACCACGAUUUUUGUGUCAUCGGUUCCGCCGCUUUCCUUUUCUAUAUAUACAGCUGCAGCCGGCAAUCUGCUGUCCCUGGUAAUGUAAAGAGCUCCCCCUAGUGUUGGAGGCAAACUCCAGCAUGCAGCACUUAAAUACUCGGUUUACAGUAGCGUCUAAAAUUGCGGAAAUGUCAAAGCAGUCCCAAUUGGGCUCUUCUAUGAAUCUGAAUGUUCAGGCUUUAAGUAAAUCUAAGGGGUAGAAGGUCCUGGUGUGAAUGAGCCCCUUAAAGCGGAAGUUCCACGCAUAUAAAAGUCAGAAGGUACAAAAAGUGUAGCUGCUGACUUUUAAUAAUCGGACACUCCCCUGUCCCACGGUCCAGCGAUGCGGGCGAAUGAAGCCCUGCUUCUCUCCGCUGCGCCGUCACUCUGAAUGUAGGCGCCCGGCUGCGGCUUCACAGCUGCGCAUGUGCGCGCCACACACUGUGAUUGGCCGGGAAAUCUUCUAGGACCUAUGACGUGUCCCAGAAGGUUGCACAGAGGGAGGGGGGAGGUGAACUUCCUUCCGGCGCCCUGGGAGGAAGUGGGAGCUGGGUGCCUCUAAAAAGAAGGUAUCCGAUACCCCCAAAAAACAGGACAUGCCAAAUGUGGCAUGCAAGGGAGGUCACCUUGAAGCGGAAGUUUUAUUUUUGGGUAGCACUUCGCUUUAAAAUGGAAUGGAACUCCAACCAAGAAUUGAAUUUCUGCGUUUUGAUCGCAUGUGGUGUGAACACCCCUGUGAUCUGAUUCUGACCAAAAACAAAGGUCCUGUGCACAUUUGGUUCCGAAUGCGAUAUAAGCCAAUACUAUCUGUAUGGCUGAAAUCGCAUCGCAUGUGAUUAGCACUGCAGUGCGGUGUCAAUCGCAUGCAACAGCACACUAGUGUGAGCCCAGCCUGAAAAGGCAGCAAAGAUGUAAACUUGGCCUAAAGGGAUUCCCCAUAUUGAGCAUUUCUGUGUCACACAAAAAUAAAGUUCUCAUUCUUUUAUUUUAUUCACCUUUAAUUCUCUUUUAAUGGUAUUAUCCAUUUUUGUUCCCGCCCAUAAAUUUCCUCAACUUUUUAUAAUUCCUUUUUGGAUUUUUUUUAUUUAUAAUUGAAAAUAUAGUGAGAACAUUCAUAUUAAAAAUAUUGAAAAUAAAAUGAGAACAAAUACCAACUUUCAUAUUACUACAGUGUUAAGAAAACCAAAACUAGGGAUCAAACCGGCGGCGCCAUAUACUGCCGUUUGAAUAUUAAACGCAAAAGAUUGAAAUUGCAACAGUUUAGUGGUAAAACAUUUUGCAGAUCAUUGUUCUGCUUCAAAAAAAAAAAAAUUCUAUGCAGUAUAAUUGAUAAAAAAAGACACAAAAAAAUAUUCACUUUUUCACUUCGACGGUACAAUUUUAAAGAUGAAAGUUGAGAUCUGAUUGGCUGCUGUAGUUUCCAUCGUCCCCCAUUUGCUAACUGUGUCCUGCUGCUGCUGUCUGCUUGGAAAGGUUCCGCUUGGGACGAUCGCUUGUACAAAAAGAGGGGGGAGGGGCUUGCACGCUGUGCUACAAUGGUGCCUGCUGCUACUACUACUAUGUAGAUCACUAGCUUUUUCUGGUAACAUUAUAGAUCAUUGCAUAGAGGACCUGGUAAAAUUUAGGUCCAGUUUGUAAAAAUAAUAUAUAUUUUUUUUUUGUUUCAUUUUUUUCCUUGCGGGGUUAGCAGGGAAGGUUGUACUUUGAGAUGUACCUGCUUGUAAUUUAAGCGUUUUCUCCUCCCCAUGUCUAUAUUUGUAUGUGAGACGGCUGUACAGUGUAACCAGAAGCGACUUGCUGAACUGCCAUGGCAUAACAUCCACCUGUAUGUGAAUAAUUUGAAUAAUAUGUAUUAUUAAAUAAAUACUAAUUCUUUCUCA
This is a messenger RNA of Rana temporaria (common frog), 3501 nucleotides long. RefSeq names its product tumor susceptibility 101 (gene TSG101). NCBI's taxonomy places the organism in Eukaryota, Metazoa, Chordata, Amphibia, Anura, Ranidae. The transcript has 10 exons. Bases 105 to 1283 code for a protein of 392 amino acids. Gene Ontology annotation, biological process: protein transport; endosome to lysosome transport; protein modification process. The record is from RefSeq and is a predicted model, not a curated record. Gene Ontology annotation, cellular component: ESCRT I complex. Gene Ontology annotation, molecular function: ubiquitin binding.